CUGCUAGAUCUCUCCAAAGCUUCUAUUUUCCACGCCGGGAAAUGCUCCUCUGCGGGUUGAGAUUCUGAUCCGGAUUUGUGCAAUUCGGGCCGGAUUGGAUUGGGUUCUGAGAAAUGGAAGGCGGAGACGGGACGAUGCGGCUCGGGGCUCUUAACUUGAAGGCGGAUCGGGUGAGGUUCGAUUCGAGUCCUGAUGUGUCGGUUUCGUCGCCGGUGACGAAGCAGAAGGCCGCCGCGGCUAAGCAGUUCAUUGAGAAUCACUACAAGAACUAUCUACAGGGACUGCAGGAUCGCCAAGAGAGGCGUCGAGAACUUCAAAGGAAAGUACAAGAAGAUCAGGUACCGGCUGAGGAACAAGAAGAGAUGAUGAGGAAUUUAGCACGCCGAGAAACAGAAUAUAUGAGACUCCAGAGACGGAAGAUUGGAAUUGAUGAUUUUGAGCAAUUAACUGUAAUUGGAAAAGGUGCAUUUGGCGAGGUACGGUUAUGCCGUGCAAAAGGUACUGGAGAGAUUUACGCUAUGAAGAAAUUGAAGAAAUCAGAAAUGCUUAGCCGUGGACAGGUUGAACAUGUGCGUUCUGAGAGAAAUUUGCUUGCUGAAGUUGAUAGUCGGUGUAUUGUAAAACUUUAUUAUUCAUUUCAAGAUUCUGAUUUCUUAUACCUUAUCAUGGAGUAUUUACCUGGUGGUGACAUUAUGACAUUAUUGAUGAGAGAAGAUACUCUUUCUGAAGAUGUUGCACGUUUUUACAUGGGAGAGAGUAUUCUUGCUAUUCACUCAAUCCAUCAACACAACUAUGUUCAUAGGGACAUAAAACCAGACAAUUUGAUACUGGAUAAAACUGGCCAUUUGAAGCUUUCAGAUUUUGGCUUGUGUAAACCUCUGGAUGACAAGUAUUCUACACUAUUGGAAAAUGACGAUUUAACCUCCCAAGAAUGCAUAGCUGAAACUGAAGGACAAUCUGGCUGUGAUAAGGUUCCUUGGUUGAUGCCAAAAGAACAAUUACAACAAUGGAAACGUAAUCGGCGUGCCUUGGCUUAUUCAACUGUUGGAACUCUUGACUACAUGGCUCCUGAGGUUUUGCUGAAGAAAGGAUAUGGCAUGGAGUGUGAUUGGUGGUCACUAGGAGCAAUCAUGUACGAAAUGCUAGUAGGCUAUCCUCCAUUCUGCUCUGAUGACCCAAGGAUCACAUGCCGCAAGAUAAUCAAUUGGAGAACAUGCCUGAAGUUUCCCGAUGAGCCAAAGAUAUCAGACGAGGCGAGGGAUUUGAUUUGUCACUUGUUAUGUGAUGUUGAAACGAGGCUUGGGACACAUGGAGUAGAAGAAAUUAAGGCGCAUCCAUGGUUCAGAGGUACUGAGUGGGACAGGCUGUAUGAAAUGGAAGCUGCAUAUAAACCUACAGUCGUUGGAGACUUGGACACUCAGAAUUUCGAGAAGUUUCCUGAUCUAGAAGGCCCAUCUGCAACACCAACAGUGGGACCUUGGCGGAAGAUGUUAACGUCAAAAGAUAACAAUUUCAUUGGAUACACUUUCAAGAAAUCAGAUGUCCUCAAAUCACUCGAAAGUUCAGGUACAGACAUGAGAUCAAACGGAUCUUCGAAGUCCCCUUCACUGGUUUCCUUGUUAGGUAGAAUUGACUUGCAAGACAGUGUAAUACCAGAGGCCGAACCAAAGCAGGAAAUAUAAGUUUUGUAUUGGAGCAAGUAGUAUUCUUUUCUUCAUGCGCACACUCAACCGAAGCCUAUUGUUUUUGUUCACGAUCAGAUUCCGCGAGAUUUGCUGUAUGCAUGAAGACUUGAAUAAAGCCCGAAAGUCCCAAAUACUCUUUUAUGUGUAACUUCUACUGUAAAGACAGUAAACUCCCAAGUUCAACAUUGCCACUAUUUUGUCUGGGUUCUUUUGUUUCAAUACACACACCCCUGUAAGAACCAAGAGAAACUAGUGCACCAAUUACACCCUUGUUAUGCAAUUUCAUCACUGGACUGGACCCAACUUUUCUAUGUUCAUCAACUUGUAUGAUUGCUUUUGUAAUUUGGACUUAGAUAUCAGUAAAAGAAAACAGCUGAUGCAGCCUCCCUUACUCUA
Messenger RNA from Fragaria vesca subsp. vesca, 2081 nucleotides. Its product is annotated as serine/threonine-protein kinase tricorner-like. Bases 114 to 1682 code for a protein of 522 amino acids. The record is from RefSeq and is a predicted model, not a curated record. Lineage: Eukaryota; Viridiplantae; Streptophyta; Magnoliopsida; Rosales; Rosaceae. Gene Ontology annotation, molecular function: ATP binding; protein serine/threonine kinase activity. The transcript has 12 exons. Gene Ontology annotation, biological process: intracellular signal transduction; peptidyl-serine phosphorylation.